AUGGAUUUAUUGCUAAUAUUUUAUGCUGUGGCAGCUGUUCUUUUCGUUCUUUUAAUGCUUUUUAUGAUCACCUUGCUUACCCUCAGUUGUUUACAUAUUCUUAGGAAACAUAAAAUUGCGUGGAAAAGCUCGGUCAGUUCGUUGAAUUUGGUACCCAGAUCACUGGAUAUGGCAUUUGAUGGUAUUAUCGAACAGAUUGAUGUAGAUAGGAUAAUAAGUCGUCGUCAGGAAAGGCUAGCGGAAUCUAUUAAUUCAACGAAUAAAAAUGAAGAUCGAAUACAUCCAUUAGAACAUAUUGAUAAUGAUACAGCAACAGUACUUGCUGUAGAUCAGUUGUUAGAUACUUCAUUUCUUAUAUCCGAUGAGGAACUUGCCUGCUAUGCACCACCUGUUGAUAUGAAGAUUGUUGCUGCUCGUAGAGAUCAUGUUUGA
Messenger RNA from Brugia pahangi, 432 nucleotides. The record is from the annotation of a GenBank genome assembly. NCBI's taxonomy places the organism in Eukaryota, Metazoa, Nematoda, Chromadorea, Rhabditida, Onchocercidae.